AUGUCGGAUCUGCGCAGGCGAGUGCUGGAUAGAGUGUCAGCGUGCUCAGAAGAAGGAUUGACGAAAGUGCUCACCGCAAAUCUGGAAAGUAUCGAGGGCCUCCUCUCCAAGCUCACUGGCCAUGCAGCGGAGCUCACGUUCCCCUCCCUCAAGGCCCUGUCAUCGAAUAUCCCGUCUGGCAAGAUCUUCUAUUUCCAGGUAUCCGAUGGCUCACGCACGCACGUGCAGGAUCUGGUGAAGAGCGCAAAGGAACAGGGUAUCUUUCCGCUCCACGCGUGGUCGAACGCCUGGCACCCCGUGCCAUCAUGGACGAGGUUGAGGGCGUAG
Sparassis crispa is the source of this 327-nucleotide messenger RNA. RefSeq lists its product as hypothetical. Lineage: Eukaryota; Fungi; Basidiomycota; Agaricomycetes; Polyporales; Sparassidaceae. The transcript has a single exon. The record is from RefSeq and is a predicted model, not a curated record. Bases 1 to 327 code for a protein of 108 amino acids.